AUGCAUCGCUUCACUUUCCUCUCUGUUCUCCUCUCCUUCGGGGCUUUCGCUGUGAGUGUCUCCGCCGACCUGCCGUAUGUCGUCUCGAACGGAACUGCCGGUUAUCAGCAGAAGAUGGACUCGGAGAACGAUUGGAUGGUUAAGAACUUGCGCAAGUACUUUGUGAGAACGGAUGAUACGGAAUUGGAGCCGCGAGACAUUAUCUGUGGUAUGUACUCGCAGCUCGGGAACAUUGACGCCUCGUUCCGUUCAAACCCGCUCUCUCUUGACGCUCUGUUUGAGGAUAAGGAGAAUUCUGAGUCAUUUGAAAGAACGCUUGACGAUCUGGAAGAUAAGUGCCACCAAGACCCUUCAGCAUACAUGGAAAAGUGCAUCUCCGGCGCCGAAGCUUUGCUGUUAAUGGAUGUGGUUGUCAACGGCAACGAGAUCAGUGCAUUCUACAAGCAACAGUUUCGUCAGACCAAGGAAACCGUUGCGGAAGUGCUUACGAAGCCCGAGAUGUGUGGAGAAGGAUGGAAGCAUGGCGAGAAGUAUCUCAAGGCGCGAGAACCUUGGUCAUUCGAGAAGAAGGGCUCGCCAGUGAUUCGAAUUCCUGUAUUAAAUUUGCGUCAUGCACGACCUAUUGUAAAGAACGCCGUUAUUGAGAAUCCCGAUGACUCUGGGUCGUGGUGGGCCUCAACCGCCGCAACAAACAUUGAGGUUGACGACGAAACGCUUAUCAGAUGGCUGAUAACGCCUUAUUCUCGAGGCACAAAACGGUUCACGUUUGUUGACCUCGUGCAGAAACGCGUCUCGACGCUCAUCAUGGCCCCUGUUGUUGAACCUCGCCGCAGCAUGCGAGCCUCAGGGCGAGUUUCUUACGAUAUGACGAGGCGCCAUCAGCGCCGCCGCACGAUCAAGAGCCUCGAGGGCGCUUUUGAGAUCGAUAAGAAGGAGACAGGCCGAGAGAAGCAGACUGCAGCCAUCGCGGAUCAGUCCCUUGACGGAGUCAACACUGACACAAGCACGAGCGACACCUCUGGCAGCCUGCCCGGCACCAGCACCGCCAAGAGAUCGACCCGUAUUCGAGUCAAGGUCAGCCCACGAUCCUCCAGCUCUUCUCCCGAGCAGUUGAACGCGAAUCUAUCGGUUGCUACCCCUUCGACUGUGUCGCGCGUAUCUCUCCCCAAGGUCCGCAAGUCCACCAUGAGUGUGGCACCAAAGAACUUGCGACGACGCACCGCUUCCUCCACUUCCUCCGCGUCUCAGCAGACCCCCGCACGCCUUUCCGUGGAAGAAGGUCUCAACCAAUCUCCUCCAUCUACUCUCGAAGUCCCUCAGAUGCAGGACCAACAGCAGCAGAGCGCUGCCCUUCUCCAGAGUGCUCAAGCCGUCACCGACGCCUUGCGAAAGCACCAAGAGCUUCUCGCCAAGGAGUCAUCUGCCAUGCAGGCACAGCACCGCCAGCUCGGCGCCGACCUCAUCUACAUGAAGUCCCAAGUCCGUUCUCCUGCGGCUCUCAUGACACGCAUCUCCAUGCUCAAGAGAGACCUGUCGGAGCAGCUUGACGACCAGGUUGAACUGUACGAAGCUCAGCAGAAGUUUCACAAGCUCAAGGCAAAGCUGGGAAGCAUCUCCAUGAUCGGUCUCACUGCCUCUGAGGAAGACCUCAUGGCCCGCCAGAGAGGCCUGAACGAAAGCAUCAAGAAGAACCGAGAGGAACUCGCAGAGGCGGAACGCGACUUGCUUGGCGUUAGAGACGCUCAGCUUCACAUCGAUGCCGCGAAGACUAAGCUGGACAGCCUCAAGACCCAGCACGAGAAGCACGUCGGAGGCAUGGAAUGGUGGGACGCCAUGACUCGCCUCGUUGCCGGUGGACCCCAAUGCAACUUUGACAUUACCGACCUGGUCAAGAUCUCUCAGACGUUUAUCACCUACAUGGAACCCCGACUUUCCGAAGAAUCGUCCGAGUCUUCUUGA
Messenger RNA from Fusarium vanettenii 77-13-4, 1959 nucleotides. RefSeq lists its product as uncharacterized. Bases 1 to 1959 code for a protein of 652 amino acids. The record is from RefSeq and is a predicted model, not a curated record. The transcript is spliced from 4 exons. Lineage: Eukaryota; Fungi; Ascomycota; Sordariomycetes; Hypocreales; Nectriaceae.